AGACUUCAUUUUUAUAUUUAGUAUAAAAAAAACCACUUCAAAUAAAUCAAAAUGGCUGGAUAUUUCCAAUACCCUCCUAAAGAACUGCAAGAUGAAUUGAAGAAGAUUGCCAACAACAUUGUUGCACCUGGAAAGGGUAUUUUAGCAGCUGAUGAAAGUACUGCAACCAUGGGUAAGCGUUUGCAAGGAAUUGGCGUAGACAACACAGAGGACAACAGGCGUGCUUACCGUCAGCUGUUAUUUACCUCUGACAAGGCAGCAAUGACCGAAGCCAUAAGAGGCAUGAUCUUAUUUCACAAAACCCUUUUCCAGAAUGCCGACGACGGAACACCAUUUGUUAAAAUUUUAGAGAAUCGCGGUAUUAUUCCAGGAAUUAAAGUCGACAAAGGUGUUGUACCAUUGAUGGGAACAACAGAAGAAUGCACCACCCAAGGAUUGGAUGAUUUGGCUACAAGAUGCCAAGAAUACAAAGCUAAAGGUUGCCACUUUGCUAAAUGGAGAUGUGUAUUGAAGAUUAGAGACCGCGAACCUUCUGCUCUCUCUAUCUUAGAAAACGCUAAUGUUUUGGCUCGCUAUGCAUCCAUUUGCCAAAUGAACGUUCCUAUUGUCGAGCCCGAAGUUCUCCCAGAUGGUGAUCACGAUCUUGACAGGGCACAAAAGGUGACGGAAACUGUCUUGGCAGCAGUUUACAAGGCACUAAAUGAUCAUCAUGUUUACCUUGAAGGUACCCUCCUGAAACCAAACAUGGUAACUGCUGGCCAGAGUUGCAAAACCAAAUACACACCCCAACAGAUUGCCGAAGCCACGGUUACUGCAUUACAAAGGACUGUUCCAGCUGCUGUUCCUGGCAUCACUUUCUUAUCUGGUGGUCAGUCGGAAGAGGAAGCAUCUGUUAAUCUCGAUGCCAUCAACAAACAUCCCGGCAAGAAGCCCUGGGCUCUAACUUUCAGUUACGGCCGAGCACUCCAAGCCAGUGCUUUGAAGGCAUGGGAAGGAAAACCAGAGAAUGUGGCAGCAGGACAGCAAGAAUUUUUGAAGAGAGCAAAGGCUAACAGCGAGGCUUCGGUUGGCAAGUAUGGCGGAGGAGUGGCUGGUGCCGCCGCAGGAGAGAUCCUCUUCAUUAAGGAUCACGCCUACUAAAAGAAAAUGCAUUAAUCCUCUGUGUGAUAUGUGGAAAAUCAAAUUAACUGGAAAAUGUUAUUAUGAAAUUGAAAAACUCAGUUCUAAAUGGUAUCUUAUCAGUUUAAGAGUAAGUUUUUCUUGCAAAAUAGUAUACUCAUGCCACGUCCUAAAUAAUAUCCAUUAAUUCAAUUAUAUUCCACAAAUUCGUUCCUAUGUAUUAUCCUUGUGAACCAAAAAUAAAUUGUUAGUUGUUAAAAAAAAA
Molecule: messenger RNA, 1384 nt
Organism: Centruroides sculpturatus (bark scorpion)
Lineage: Eukaryota; Metazoa; Arthropoda; Arachnida; Scorpiones; Buthidae
Gene: Ald1
Product: fructose-bisphosphate aldolase-like
Exons: 7
Coding region: 52-1140 (362 amino acids)
Biological process (GO): glycolytic process; fructose 1,6-bisphosphate metabolic process
Cellular component (GO): cytosol
Molecular function (GO): fructose-bisphosphate aldolase activity
Source: RefSeq, a predicted model, not a curated record